CCUCACACCCAUCUACACCCAUAACCACAAAACUUGAUUUUCAUACGAGAUGUCUGGCUCUGACAAGGCUUUCUGGUUGCGCUGUGAAAAGAAGGAGUUUGAGCGUCGUGCGGCGCUCACUCCUACCACCGCUAAAAAGCUCAUCGAUGCAGGCUUCGAGAUCUUCGUCGAGCGCGACGAGCAACGUAUCUUCGACGAUUCAGAAUACGAGGCCGUCGGCUGCAAGCUCGUAGACCACAACUCUUGGCCCUCUGCCCCGACGUCAGUCCCCAUCAUCGGGCUCAAGGAGCUUCCCGCCUCCGACUCUCCUCUCCCGCAUACACACAUUCAAUUCGCCCACUGUUACAAGCAACAGGCAGGCUGGUCUUCCGUUCUCUCCCGUUUCCACCGCGGCCACGGGACGCUCUACGACCUCGAAUUCUUGAACGACGCUGCUGGACGGAGGGUCGCAGCGUUCGGCUUCCAUGCUGGUUUUGCAGGCGCGGCUGCUGGUGCGUUGGCUCUUGCUGCGAUGAAGGAAGGAAAUACUCUGGGGAGGUUGGAGCCGUAUGUGAAUGAGGCGGCGAUGGUAGAGGACUUGAAGGCGAAGUUGCCGGGAGGGAGUGGGAAGGGAGUGAAGGCUUUGGUCAUUGGAGCUUUGGGAAGGUGUGGUAGGGGUGCUGUGGAUCUGUUUAGGAAGAUCGGGCUGGAUGAAGAUGACAUCGUGAAGUGGGAUAUGGCGGAGACCGCAAAGGGAGGUCCCUUCCAAGAGAUCCUCGACGUCGACAUCUUCGUCAACUGCAUCUACCUCACAUCCAAGAUCCCCUCCUUCGUCACCGCCGAGACGAUCGCCGCCGCUGGCAAGUCACGCAAGUUGAGGGUCGUAGUCGACGUCAGUUGCGAUACGACGAACCCGAACAACCCGAUUCCGAUCUACAACAUCAACACGACGUUCUCGGAACCUACGGUCCCCGUUGCGGGUAUUGGUGAGGGCAACCCACCCAUGUCCGUCAUUUCCAUCGACCAUCUCCCCACGCUCCUUCCCCGCGAAGCCUCUGAACAAUUCAGCUCCGACCUCUUGCCUUCUUUGUUGGAGUUCCCCAACAGGAAGUCAGCUCGCGUGUGGACGGAUGCCGAGAAGCUCUACCAGGAAAAGUUGGCCGAAGCAGUCAAGGUCGAGGGGCUUUGAGGGAGUCGUUGCCACCAAACUGCUUAAAAGUGCCUGCGAGGAACGAAGAAGGAAGUACAAAAUAACUUAUUGAAGUUAUAGCGGUUUGUUUGUUUGUUUGAUUAGAUGUGCUAGAAGGUGUUCAAAACAAAAGUUGCUACUCAUCGCUACCUACAAUCCUCGGAUAAGGCAAAUCCAGAAGUGGCGCCACCACACGCCACACGGAUUCA
Molecule: messenger RNA, 1377 nt
Organism: Stereum hirsutum FP-91666 SS1
Lineage: Eukaryota; Fungi; Basidiomycota; Agaricomycetes; Russulales; Stereaceae
Product: Formate/glycerate dehydrogenase catalytic domain-like protein
Exons: 4
Coding region: 50-1168 (372 amino acids)
Cellular component (GO): cytoplasm
Molecular function (GO): saccharopine dehydrogenase (NAD+, L-lysine-forming) activity
Source: RefSeq, a predicted model, not a curated record